Molecule: messenger RNA, 1620 nt
Organism: Pararge aegeria (speckled wood butterfly)
Lineage: Eukaryota; Metazoa; Arthropoda; Insecta; Lepidoptera; Nymphalidae
Product: glycine-rich RNA-binding protein 3, mitochondrial
Exons: 4
Coding region: 310-1014 (234 amino acids)
Source: RefSeq, a predicted model, not a curated record
GCAGAAGGACGGGUUGCCUACAUACGGACUCAUUACUUCCCAGUUACCAUUGUCAAUUACAAGACAAAAACUCCCACGGUUUAUAAAGGUUUGAACGUAUGCGUACGCACGCAGAGCGCAUCUAAACUCAUCCGCACCGCCCGCGCCAGUGCAAAGUGUUAAGCUAUUAUACAGGAAUUAUUUUAAACGAAUCAUUUUGAAGAGGACAAAAAAGCCUACAGACAUCAGCUCGACUCUUUCACGAAUUACUUAUAACGAUUGCCCUAAUGUCACUGUGCUUCAGGGACUGCUGGUCAUUAUCACAAAUAGAUGACAUAUUAUUAUUACCAAUUCCUAAUAUCGCUGCUAGUCACAGUGGCCACGUAUGCAGCCCCUGAAAACUUAAUAGAGCAAAAGAAAGCCACUCUCGUCCCUAAACAAGUAGAAGCUAACAACGAUCUCAAAACCGCAAGCAGUUCUUAUUCGCAUCAGUACUCAAACUGGGGUGGUAACAACCCCGGCGGUUAUGGAUUUGCUAUCACAGGUGUCGGUACAAUAGACGAUAGGAGAGAUUUUGAUCCAAGUUACAAUACCCUAGGUGGAUAUGAUAGUUCAAUUAAGAACACCGGUUAUGGAAGCAGCGGUUAUGGAGGUAGCGGUUACGGCAUAACAGGCUAUGGUGGCAAUUUAGGAUCCGGAGGAUAUGGUGGGUACAGACAAAGUGGUUAUGGAGCAAGUGGACCUUCGCCUAUCGGUUAUGACACAAGCGGUUUUGGGCCUAGUGGACUAGAUCAUACCAGUGGAUAUAUCAGCAAUACAGGAUACGGUGGUGGCAAUGGAGGCUAUGGGGGAUAUGGUGGAUUUGGCGGAAACGGUGGAUUAACCUCCUACUAUGGUUACGACAAUCCACAAUAUCAAGGUGCCGGACAUCUCGGAUACGGAUACUACAAUAAAAAGCCCGGUUAUGGCAACAUCUACAGCAAUGGAAUCACUCCGAGUUUAGUAACAGGUUAUAGAGGCUAUACGCGUAGGUAAUAAUAAUGCACCUAAGAGCACAUACGCAUUUAGCAGAUUAUACACCUAAAUACUACUUACUAUUCAGUGCAACAUUUUGGACUACGGGCUAUCGAAAGAAGCAAUUAUCGAACUGAAGUUUUAGUUAGGCGAUCUUAUGGGAGCCAUGGUCCAUUGUAGUUGGAUGAAGCAAGUGGCCACAGAACUAUUUAAUGUAGGUCCAGCGAGUUUGCAUCACUGGGUUGACGAUUAGUAACUAUGAUGAUUUCUAUAAUAUAGUCUCGUGCUUGCGAUCAACCGGACAUUACAUUACGGGUAACCGCACAAUGCAUAUGAAGAAUAUAUUUAACUCAAUAGCAUUAUAUUAUGCUAACAAAUAAAUAAGCAAAUUAUUUAUAGACAAUUAAAUAUGUUAAUUUCUUACUUGGUAAAUGAAAUAAAUGUGAUAAAGUGUCUCUAUGAUGAUCAAUAUUUAAAGAAAAAGAUAGCUCGUAGAUUGCAUAAAGUUUUGGUUAUUUUAUAUUUAAUUUUAAAGCAAAUUUGAAAUAUGAACAUUUUUCUAUAUACCUUGUAUGUAUACUACCAUUUUAUUUUGUUAUUGCUAAACCAAAGACUUAAAUGUUUAGU